Pistacia vera is the source of this 1498-nucleotide messenger RNA. RefSeq names its product choline monooxygenase, chloroplastic. Lineage: Eukaryota; Viridiplantae; Streptophyta; Magnoliopsida; Sapindales; Anacardiaceae. The transcript has 10 exons. The coding region runs from base 97 to 1320 and encodes 407 amino acids. The record is from RefSeq and is a predicted model, not a curated record. Gene Ontology annotation, molecular function: iron ion binding; 2 iron, 2 sulfur cluster binding.
AGCCCAUUGCCCGCAUUAAAACAAAGACAUUAACAAUCAUGCGUUCAUCAUCUAAUCCAACCAAAGACACAAAAAUAAAGAUAAAAUUUUGCCGGAAUGGCUAUGAUAAUUAGGCCCGUGACGAUGAAGAUGAAGAUGAUGAUCAUGAAGAAUCAUUAUGAUAAUAAUCAUCAUAACAGAGUUCUGAAUCCAAGUCGUUUAGUCUCAGCUCAGAAAUUAGUGGGUGAAUUUAAUCCCAAAAUUCCAAUAGAGAAAGCAAAAACGCCACCAAGCUCAUGGUACACUGACCCUUCUUUUCACGCCCUUGAGCUUGAUUCUGUCUUCUACAGGGGCUGGCAGGCUGUUGGAUAUACUGAACAAAUACAACACACUGGUGAAUUUUUCACUGGAAGAAUCGGUGAAGUAGAGUUUGUAGUAUGCAGAGAUGAUAAUGGGAAAGUUAAUGGCUUUCAUAACGUGUGUCGCCACCAUGCCUCUCUUCUUGCCGCUGGAACUGGCAAAAGUAAUUCUUGCUUUGUAUGCCCUUAUCAUGGAUGGACAUAUGGCCUAGAUGGAAAACUUCUUAAGGCAACCAGAAUAACAGGAAUACAGAACUUCAAUGUAAAUGAGUUUGGUCUUAUACCACUGAAAGUAGCUACGUGGGGGCCAUUUGUUCUGCUCAAUAUAGACAAACAGAUGACACAUCACCAGGAAGUUGAUGGUGAUUCAGUGGCAAGUGAGUGGCUUAGUAGCUGUUCGGAGAUAUUGAGUCUCAAUGGAGUUGAUUCAUCAUUAAGUUUUUGGUGCAGACGUGAAUAUACAAUUGAAUGCAACUGGAAGGUAUUUUGUGACAACUACUUAGAUGGUGGUUACCAUGUGCCAUAUGCACAUAAAGGUCUUGCAUCCGGUCUUAAGCUUGAUUCCUACUCAACCACAAUAUUUCAAAAGGUUAGCAUCCAAAGAUGUGAAGGUGGCUGUACAGAAAGCAAAGAUGAUUUUGAUCGCCUUGGAUCUAAAGCUUUAUACGCUUUCAUAUAUCCUAAUUUCAUGAUUAAUCGAUAUGGACCUUGGAUGGACACCAAUCUGGUAAUCCCUCUGGGACCUAGAAAAUGCAAAGUGGUAUUUGACUAUUUUAUCGAACCUUCUUUGAAGGAUGACAAAGCUUUCAUAGAGAAAAGUCUUGAAGAUAGUGAAAGAGUGCAGAUGGAAGACAUUACUCUUUGUGAAGGUGUUCAGAGAGGCCUCGAAUCUCCGACUUAUUGUAGUGGUAGAUAUGCACCCUUUAUCGAAACUGCAAUGUACCAUUUUCAUUCUCUGCUUUAUGAAAACCUCAUAAACUAGUUCUCAUUGUGUUGCAUUUUACAUAAUGUAAAUGUUUAUUUUGUUUUUUUUUUUUUAUUACAUACCAUAAAACUUAAAUUCACAUUCCUGGAAUUUCUUGUUCUAUUAGUCAAUGUUCCAAAAAUCGAACCAAAUUGGUCGGUUGGACUGGUCCAACUGGUGACUGAUGCCCUCUUCA